AUGGUGUCCGGGUCUGGCCUCUGCGCGCGGCGAGUGGUGGUCGAUGCGCGCCACCACAUGCUGGGGCGCCUCGCGUCCAUCAUUGCGAAGGAGCUGCUCAAUGGGCAGCGCGUAGUGGUGGUGCGGUGCGAGGAGAUCUCCAUUUCCGGCGGUCUCGUGCGCCAGAAGAUGAAGUACGCUCGGUUCCGCAACAAGAGGAUGAACACCAAGCCCUCCCACGGGCCCAUUCACUUCCGCGCCCCGGCCAAGAUCCUGUGGCGGACGAUCCGCGGGUAAGUGUUCGUUCCUUUCCCGUGGUGGUGUCAUCUCCCGGGAAUUUUUGGUUCCCGCUCGGCGUUGUUGGCGUCUUCCGUCCGCUAACGAAUCUGGAGCAUUUUUAUCCAACAAUGUUACUCAGGAUGAUCCCACACAAGACUAAGAGAGGGGCCGCUGCUCUGGCGAGGCUGAAGGCUUACGAGGGUGUUCCCCCGCCCUACGAUAAGAUAAAGAGGAUGGUCAUUCCGGAUGCUCUCAAGUAAGGCGUCUCAUUUUUAUCGCACACGAAAAUCGCUUAAAAUCUGUUCCGUUUAAUCAUUUGCGUUAUUUUAUUUGAUUCGUCAGGGAACUGAGGCUUCGGAAAGGAAACAAGUUCUGCUUGUUGGGUCAGCUAUCGAAGGAGGUUGGAUGGAGCUACUACGAUGUCGUAAGGGUAAGAGACUGAUUCCUCGGUAGUUCCUAUUUUCUAGAGUUUCUUCUUGCCUGCUUCGCUCCGUUUCAAGCUGUGAAACGUUUGGAGUCUGAUCCCAUGUAAUUCAAGUAUCUAACUUACUGUACAGUCAAAUAUUUCCCAUAGGAUUAGUAGUUGGAGUUUAUCUCUUUCCUUUACCCUGGUGUUAACAUGGAACACUAGCACUAGUUGAGCGGAUCUUCUGCGGGCUAAAUCUUGGUUUGACUGAGCAUGCUUGCGUAAUGGUUUUGGUCGAGCCAAAACUAGAUUCUUCUUCUCAGUCCAAUCAUAGAAAUGAUUCGCCAUGCCCGAAAAAUGCAUUAUUUAAAGUAUGUAUCUUCCUUAUAUGCCAUAUAUGCAAGCUCUCUUUCUUUACUUGCUGCCCAAUCUAGGUGACAGUCAAAGGGAAGAAUAUGCCAAUAUUGUUUCCAGCCUAAUUUUUUUUGGCGGUUUGCAGUGCGAUCGAUCUGUUUGGAACAUUCUCAACGUGUUUCUUAUGGGUAUUGUUGGUAACAUUCCGAUUGUGGAUUCGUAACAAAACAUAAAUCACUUGGUAAAAACCAACGGUUAGUUUAAUUCCAUCGUUUAUGUUUAGCAGGUGAGUUUUCAGAAUGCUGCGUUGGCAAUGUUCUGACAUCACCUUAGUGUGGUAAACCCAAACAGCUGAUUAGGCCAUAUUUGGGCUUGGCCCGGAGUUGUGGAGGAUAUCAUGAGAGGGUUUGAACAGAGGAGGGGAUCAUAGAUUGCUUUUGACUUUUCUCCAUUUUUACUAUGCCUGGUAAUAAUUUCCGGUCUUGUGAUUUUUAUCAGUGUUGUUAUGUAAAUCCUUCUCUGCCUCUUAGGUAGUUAAGUGCAUGAUCCAGUUCAUCUUAGAUGUACCGAGACGUGUCUUCUGCUCGUUGACCUUCUAAUGGCGCACAGGAGUAUUUUUUUAACAUAAGUUUGGAAUAUUGUUUGACCGUGUCAUGGCUAACUUGAUGUUCGAAUGGUUUUCCAUUAUUUGUAAUAGCAGUAGAAAGAUUGAAUUCCUCAGGAUGUUGACUAUUUUGGGCAAUUCUCUUGAAACCUUCAGAUGCCAAGGAUAAUUUUCUUUAUCAUCUUUCGUUAGAAUAUUUUUGUUCUUAUUAAAUUGUGCAAAUACGGUAAUUUUUUUACGAGAACAUACCACUUCCACUGAUAAACGGCCGAUUACUAUAUUUGCUUCCAGGAGCUGGAGGAGAAGAGGAAGCAGAGGGCGCAGGUGGCGUACGAGAGGAAGAAGCAGCUGAACAAGCUCCGCGCCCAGGCGGAGGCAGUUGCCGACCAGCAGCUCGGAGCGCAGCUGGACAUCUUGGCCCCCAUCAAGUACUGA
Molecule: messenger RNA, 2057 nt
Organism: Spirodela intermedia
Lineage: Eukaryota; Viridiplantae; Streptophyta; Magnoliopsida; Alismatales; Araceae
Source: the annotation of a GenBank genome assembly